Messenger RNA from Protopolystoma xenopodis, 318 nucleotides. NCBI's taxonomy places the organism in Eukaryota, Metazoa, Platyhelminthes, Monogenea, Polystomatidea, Polystomatidae. The record is from the annotation of a GenBank genome assembly.
AUGACGAGUUCAUGCAUCCCCGAGGGAGGUUCUCAGUUUUGCCUUCGUCCCGUUGGUAUUCCAAUCCUGAACCACGAUGUCGAAAGUGCACUUUGCUCCGGAUGGGAAUGCUCUUUGGGCUGCCCGCCAAAUUACCAUCUUCAACAUUCUAUCGAACAUCUUCUUCAAUUGAUUCCAGCCAAACUUGGCGUCUAUUUCUGGCCUCUAUCAAUCGAGUCUCAUUCUGAUCGCUUAUGCAAACAAGUACAUGCAGAAGCAUAUCUUGUUGUUGUGAGACAAUUUUGUGGCCUUGCUGGAAAUAAGAUGUACUCACCCUAA